AUGUCGCAUGGAGAAGGGCAAAGUUUUUCACUCGAGGUACCGGUGGUGCUUCCUCAUGAGAAUGUCUAUCAGAUCCAGGUUGGAUAUAAGUUGUUUAAGCUAAGUGGUGUCUCGUUGUCUUCUGAUUCUCCGUCAUACUUUACGGAUUAUUUUGCAAGGAAGGAGGCCGAACGUCGAGAGCGUGGAGGAAACUUGUCUUCUGAUGUUCAAGAUAUCUUAUUUAUUGAUCGCUCUCCCGAAGUAUUUGAACUGAUAUAUAAUCAUCUCCAAGGUUAUUGCAUUAAUGUUAAGGAUGAGUAUCAGUACACUAUGUUGUUUGUGGAUUCCAUGUAUUAUAAUUUACCGCGCCUACGUCAUCUGCUAAAAAACUCAGACUAUUACUUUGCAUGUAUAGGCGGCAAGUCAUAUAAGAUACCCAAAAACUUGCUCAGUGGCCCUGGAAACUCGCCAAACUAUUUUGAUAUUACCGUGGACGCGCUAUAUGCUGGUCUGGAGAAAGUGUGUCUCUCGUGUAAGCCAAUUAGACCGCCUCCUCAAUCCCCUCCAUACGUAGCACGGUCUCCUGCAUUAUUUGAGGAUUUGAUGGCUUUGUUAAAUGGUGUAGAGCUCACGCUGGACGAGGGAAAACGUGUUUCACUCAUUAAAGAGUGCAGGUUUUACCGCUUAUGGGCUUUGGAGCAGAGGUUACUGAAACAUAAAAUCAAGUAUGAUCCGUACUAUAAACGCGAUCUCAUAGUUAUGCUGCUCGGGGAUUUAUGCAGCAAAGGUGUGGGCUUGACUAACAAGGAGAAACAAUCUCUUGAUAUGGUGGAGUCCAAGAUUUGUGAAGAUUAUAGGCGUGAAGAGUCCAGUUGCAAGAAACAGCGACUGGCCUGUGAUUGGGCUAUCUUUACAUAUGCACGCCCUUAUUUGGACCAAUAUCCUCGAGAUCUUAUAUUUGAGAUUGAUGGUAUGGACUGCGUUGUUUAUUUUAACAAGCGGAAGAAGACGAUUCAUGUACACAUACGAGGUCUAUCCGCUCGUCAGUUUAUUAAUGUAUUUUCAGAAGUCCUCAAACCGGCCAAUAUAAACAUUGAGAAGUAUAGAGAUGCGAUGAAUUUGGACGGCAUUCUCAUUCCAUGUUGUGUUUCUGUUUCCGACUUGAGUAUUAACGGUGUUAAGUACACCAAUAUUUGUUCCAUUAUAGAUGAAAAUAAUGUAACAGACAAGAUCCCUGAUUUUACUUUGGGCCAUGGAACAGUUCCAGGUUUGAAAUUAGUCCUAAUGAAAUCCAUGUGGAGGCUAGCCACUAAGGAUGGCGGACUGUUACUUGUCUGCAUUAGGGGCGAUGGUAUUACCGGAAUUAAUGAAUUCCAUCAUAACAUUGAAUAUUUGUAA
Molecule: messenger RNA, 1377 nt
Organism: Eremothecium sinecaudum
Lineage: Eukaryota; Fungi; Ascomycota; Saccharomycetes; Saccharomycetales; Saccharomycetaceae
Exons: 1
Coding region: 1-1377 (458 amino acids)
Biological process (GO): protein homooligomerization
Molecular function (GO): protein binding
Source: RefSeq, a predicted model, not a curated record